CGCCCCAGAGGCUCUCGGCGGCCAGGCUCGGCCUCGCAACGAGCGGAGCGUGCGGAGAGCCAAUCGGCGGGCGGCCUGGUUGAAAAGCAGCCAAUCAGCGGGCGCGAGAGGCGGUGGUUUAAAGGAUAUUUAAGGGAGGGCGGUUUGAAUUCAAACAGUCGUGGCGGCCGGAGGUAGUGGAGCCUGUGGGUGAGCGGCCACCGGGGUUCCGCGCUGCGUGGUGGAGGUGGUUGAGGACCCGGCCCGCUAGGCCGUGGACACCGUGGGUGCUGGACGGGGCAGACCCGGCCGGCUAAGCUCUGUCUAGUUGCUGUUCACGGGCGCUAUGGACCAGAAUACAAAAGAGAACCACUCUGGGUACCCCAGCCGCACUACAAAGAUUGCUAAUUCCUUUGGGGAUGGCCCGAAGCGUGUCCCUAUGUCUCAGCAUUCUGCCCAGAGUCAGUUACUGAAAAGUAGCGUUCAAGCACAACGUAUUCCUUGCUCUUCAAACUUUGCCCAGCGAGUUCCAGUACAACCACGAAAGCCUAUACUGUCAAACCAAAAACUGUCUAACCACCGGAUAACGCAGCAGCCCAGACCAAAAUUACCAGUCCAAGCGACUGCUAGGCCUCAAGUUCCAAGCAAGAACAAUGAAAAACCUCACCAGGCUCCAGUACCUGGUAAUUCUGAAGCAAAAAGUUCUGAAGCAGAAAGCACCUCUAAAGAGAAAAAACAAGAGACUGCUAAGAAGGAAAAUGAAGAGACUAAAAAAAGGCAAUGGUGUCUUGAUGAUUUUGAAAUUGGUCGUCCUCUGGGGAAAGGAAAAUUUGGAAAUGUGUACCUGGCACGUGAGAAGCAGAGUAAAUUUAUUCUGGCACUGAAAGUGCUCUUUAAAACACAACUUGAGGAGGCUGGUGUAGAACAUCAACUACGAAGAGAAGUUGAAAUACAGUCUCAUCUUAGGCACCCCAAUAUUCUCAGAUUAUAUGGCUACUUCCAUGAUGUUACAAGGGUCUACCUUAUCCUAGAGUAUGCACCGCGUGGAGAAGUCUACAAAGAACUUCAGAAGCUUACCAAGUUUGAUGAGCAAAGAACUGCUACUUACAUCACAGAACUAGCAGAUGCUCUAUCAUACUGUCAUUCAAAGAAUGUGAUUCAUCGAGACAUCAAGCCAGAAAACUUGCUGCUUGGUUCAAAUGGAGAAUUAAAAAUUGCUGACUUUGGAUGGUCUGUGCAUGCUCCAUCUUCUAGGAGAACAACUCUCUGUGGGACACUUGACUACCUACCUCCUGAAAUGAUUGAGGGAAGAACACAUGAUGAAAAGGUGGAUAUUUGGAGCCUGGGAGUUCUGUGCUAUGAAUUCCUUGUAGGGAAACCACCUUUUGAAUCAGAAACAUACCAGGAAACCUACAGAGCUAUCUCCAGGGUGGAAUUCAAGUUUCCUCCAUUUGUAACAGAAGGUGCAAGGGAUUUAAUUUCAAAGCUUCUGAAGCAUAGCCCGUUCUAUCGACUGCCCCUGAAGGAUGUACUACUUCAUCCCUGGAUUACAGCAAACUCUACAAAGGUGCCCAGUAGCAGAAAAAGUGAUGCUGCUGCCUCAUCUAGAACACAGUCUUAGCAGGGGUAACCUCAUGGCAUCAAUGAGUCUUGUACUGUAACUACUGUAAUGCCUACAAUACAAAAAGCAGAUCUUGGAAUCUAAUGGCAAUUGGAAUGCAAGUCUUUGGGUUGGCUGUCUUAGUAAACUCUAAUCGCAGUGUAAAGUUAUUUGACUUCUAGCUGGAGGUUGUGGAAUACUUAAUGGUAUACUUGAAAUCUUGUCAUGUUUGGGCCAGGUUUGUUGAUGUAAGAAUUAAGCUGUUCAAGGCUCUUAGGAUGUGGUCUGUCCUCGUAAAGGUCCAUUAGUCCAACAACAAGAGGAAGUUGUUUUAGGUUAUUGAACAGUGCAAUAUCCUACAGAUACCUGCCUCUGAAUUUACUGGGCUGCUAAGGGUAUCAUAACUGUGGUGUAAUCUGAAACUGAGCGAGGUGAAUGCAUUUCUCUAAAUGUCCUAAAAAUGAUGUGUGUGUUAUUUUUAUCUCUACUUUUUAUCUUAAAUGUGAGCACUCAACUUUUAAAUAAAGACUUGUAUACUGCUACCAGCA
Messenger RNA from Strigops habroptila (Kakapo), 2127 nucleotides. It is a transcript of the gene AURKA, whose product is annotated as aurora kinase A. Lineage: Eukaryota; Metazoa; Chordata; Aves; Psittaciformes; Psittacidae. The transcript is spliced from 9 exons. Gene Ontology annotation, cellular component: spindle midzone; chromosome passenger complex; spindle pole centrosome. Gene Ontology annotation, molecular function: protein kinase activity; ATP binding. The coding region runs from base 326 to 1600 and encodes 424 amino acids. The record is from RefSeq and is a predicted model, not a curated record. Gene Ontology annotation, biological process: mitotic spindle organization; meiotic spindle organization; mitotic centrosome separation.